Messenger RNA from Fonsecaea multimorphosa CBS 102226, 1161 nucleotides. RefSeq lists its product as uncharacterized. The coding region runs from base 1 to 1161 and encodes 386 amino acids. Gene Ontology annotation, molecular function: GTP binding. Lineage: Eukaryota; Fungi; Ascomycota; Eurotiomycetes; Chaetothyriales; Herpotrichiellaceae. The record is from RefSeq and is a predicted model, not a curated record. The transcript has 3 exons.
AUGACUGCCUACGACCCUUUCUUCGCCUCCAAAGAAGCGCUCCAAGAAGUCAACCCGCCGCCAUACACCCCCAUGGACCCUGAGAUGGAAGUGCUUGAAACUGCACCUCCAAUUUUCCAAAUCCGAGAUGUCCGACCCAAUGACGCUGUUAUUGCUGUCAUGGGAAUGACUGGUUCGGGAAAAAGCACGUUUAUACAGAACUUCUGCCAGACAGCCAUAAUCGGCGAGGGUCUAAGAUCGAUGACUGCUAAGGUAGAAGCCCAUCCAGCGGCAAAGGACAUUGACGGCCGCCGAGUUAUCUUCGUCGACACUCCCGGCUUUGACGACACCGACCGAUCCGACACAGAUAUCCUGCGCGAGAUAGUCAAUUGGCUCAACGUGACGUACGAAAAGGGGAUCAAGCUCACAGGCAUCGUGUACUUGCACGGGAUCCACCUCCCGCGCUUGGGUGGAACUGCCCGGACUAACAUCCACCUGUUCAGGAAACUCUGCGGCGAUGAGUCUAUGUCAUCGGUAGCUCUUGCAACCACGCACUGGGGCAGUGUGGAAUCAGACAGAAUACAGCAACGACAACGCCACAAGGAGCUAAUCGAAACUAACGACUUUUGGAAGGAAAUGAUCGCCAACGGAGCUAAGGACUUCAAGCAUGACCAAGGCAGUCUGUCGGCAUUGAGAAUCGUGCGUUACCUAUUGGAACAACGUCCUCCUGGCGGCAUGGCCUUGACGGUCCAGGAAGAGAUGGCUGGGGGCAUGACGCUAGACCAGACGGGAGUAGGCAGGAUAAUGGAAGAGAAAAUAGACGCAAUAAGGGUAAACUACGAACGACAGAUCAAAGCCCUCAAGAGAGAUCUAGACGAGACCAGACAAGAAACUACACGCAAUGACGAGCGUGUGAGGGAUAUAGAGCAAGAAUUGAAGAAUUUUGAGAAAAGGCUAAAGGCACAGACUGCGGACAAAGAGCGACUGAAAGUGGAAAGUAAGAGGCUCAAAGAAGAGCACGAAAAGGAGCUGCAGAAAGAGGCGGAGAGAGUCCAACGCGUUUUCGAGGAGCGAAUGAGCCGCUUGGAAUCAGAAAAGACAGCCGAGAUUGAAAAGGAGAAGAUGAAACGGAAGCGGCUACUGCAGAAUAUUGAACAGGCAAAAGGAUGUGUAGUCAUGUGA